GCAUGAACCCGCUCGAAACGUUUCGACUCGUCGUCGUGUACCUUCUUCCCGCGCUGCUCGCGCUGCUGCUCGGGACGCCGUCGUCCCCGGCCGGCGCCUCGCCAUCGUUCCCUAGUUCCAACGACGCCAACGCGCGCCGUGCGCAGCCCGGGAGCGCGGCGGUUUUCGUCGAUGGAAGCGUCACCCAAGGCAAACCCGCGGGCGUCGGCGUCUGGUACGGAGUCGGUCAUCCGCUGAACUUCGCCGCCGCGCUCCCGUCGCCGACGUUCGACGACAACAACCUCGCGGAGCUCGCGGCCGUGUUCGUCGCCCUCAUCCGACACCCGCGUAACGCGCCGAUGAAAAUACACACCGACAGCGCGUACGUGAUCCAGACGCUCAACCCCGAUCGAAGUCCGACGAUGAACCGAUGUCGGCGGUCGUCCUCACCCGCGCGACGCUCGGGCGACGGGUCAGCCGCCGGGUCCGCCGCCGCGCGCCGCGCGUUGACGCGCGCCGCGAGGCUCCUGCUCCGCUGGCGCGCCGCGGCGACAUCGUUCCGCAAGGUUCGCGGCCACGUCGGCGAUGUCGGCAACGAGCGCGCCGAUCGCCUCGCCGCGCUGGGCUCGAGAUCCGCAUUUGUCGCGGCGUUCGUUCCCGCCACCGCGACGGACCUGUUCUCGCCUUUCGGCCGAUGCGCGUGGUGGCCAGAGCUGCUGAGGUUCCUGUCUGGGGAGGAUGGGGUCGGGCGCGGGGCGAUCGUCGAGUCGGGUGGGGCGCGGGACGUCCCGGGUUCGGGUCGGUUGGCGACUCAAGGUUGACGAGUUAAGUUGGUGACGUGCACGAGGGACGGCGUGGUGACGUGCGCGUCUCUACUGGAGUGACGUGCUCGUUCCCCGCGACGGACGCGGGCGCCGUGAAAACGUCGCCGAAAUGAUAGCAAUGUAUUAUACGAAGGUAAUGUAGAUCAUGUUC
Micromonas commoda is the source of this 954-nucleotide messenger RNA. RefSeq lists its product with no specific name. Bases 3 to 800 code for a protein of 265 amino acids. The transcript is spliced from 2 exons. Lineage: Eukaryota; Viridiplantae; Chlorophyta; Mamiellophyceae; Mamiellales; Mamiellaceae. Gene Ontology annotation, biological process: DNA replication, removal of RNA primer. Gene Ontology annotation, molecular function: RNA-DNA hybrid ribonuclease activity; nucleic acid binding. The record is from RefSeq and is a predicted model, not a curated record.